Trichoderma reesei QM6a is the source of this 1668-nucleotide messenger RNA. RefSeq lists its product as uncharacterized. Gene Ontology annotation, molecular function: antiporter activity. The coding region runs from base 1 to 1668 and encodes 555 amino acids. NCBI's taxonomy places the organism in Eukaryota, Fungi, Ascomycota, Sordariomycetes, Hypocreales, Hypocreaceae. Gene Ontology annotation, cellular component: membrane. The transcript has 4 exons. Gene Ontology annotation, biological process: proton transmembrane transport. The record is from RefSeq and is a predicted model, not a curated record.
AUGGCCGCCUCUCUUCCCUACCACGAGCCAGGGAUCGUCACGAUUCUCAUCCAGACAUCGUUCCUGCUCCUCCUCAACAUCGCCAACUUUGUGCUCGAUCACAGCCUCUAUUGCGGGCUUCUUGGGCAGAUAUUCGUAGGAGUUGCUUGGGGAACGCCCGGGAGUGAGUGGCUCAGCACGGAAGCCGAGCAGGUUGUGGUGCAAUUGGGAUAUCUCGGGUUGCUGCUCUUGGUAUAUGAAGGCGGCCUGUCGACCUCUCUGACGGCCCUCAGAGCAAAUCUAUGGCUCUCUUCAUGCGUUGCCGUCACGGGCAUCAGCGUGCCCAUGGGCCUCUCCUUUGUCCUGCAGAAGCUCAGCAGCGCGACACCUCUUCAGGCUUUUGCUGCCGGUGCCGCGCUGUGCUCCACGAGCCUCGGGACAACCUUUACGGUGCUUCGAUCAACUGGUCUGAUCAAGUCCCGGCUCGGCGUCGUGCUCACGAGUGCUGCCAUGAUGGAUGACGUUAUUGGGCUUGUCAUGGUUCAGAUCAUUUCGAAUCUGGGGUCGUCUGUCAAUUGUAUUGGUGCUGUUACUGUUGUCAGGCCACUUCUCGUCUCCCUUGCUUUUGCUGUCUGCGCUCCGCUGGUUUGCGUCUUCGUGGCCCAUCCAUUCACACUAUGGUUGAACUCUCAUCGGAUAAAGCACCCAAAGGGACUCGUGAAUCAGCUUGUCAAAAAAAGGGGGACGCCGUGGGUCAUGCACAGCUCCAUUCUUAUCGGCUGUAUUGCUGGGUCGACAUAUGCUGGUACUUCUAACUUGUUCGCAGCGUAUAUUGCAGGUGCUGCCAUCAGUUGGUGGGAUUCAGAAUUCCAGGAUUCUGUACAAGAAACAUCGGCGGCUGUAACAUUGGCUUCAGAGCAGAACGAAAGUACGAGCCAUACUCAGCAUGAAAACGGCAAUGCGUCUCUGAGCGCAGCCGAACAUUCCCAGAAGGUAGACUCCUCUGGAAGCGCCGUAUUUGAAAGAUAUUACUCACAGCCACUCGAAAGAAUACUGAAGCCAUUCUUCUUUGCGUCGAUUGGCUUCUCCAUACCAAUCACUGAAAUGUUCCACGGCGCCAUUGUGUGGAAAGGGAUCGUAUAUACCACUCUCAUGAUGGUCGGCAAGCUGCUUUGUGGCGUGUGGCUUCUUCGCAUAUCAACUGCGUCCAUUCUCCCACCCAAAGCGGCGGCCAUCAUCAAGCACCUCAAGAACUCGACUCCUCCCGCUCAUCCGCCGCAUUCCCAAGAACCUCCAGCAACCUCCCAAGAGGCUUCACCGCCAUCUCCUCAACCACGUCCAGACUCAGUCACGCAAACAACAAACUCCCAUUCUAGCCCUGCAGGGACCAAUCCGCGCUCAAUCUACCCUGCCUCCAUCCUGGGCUGUGCAAUGACUGCCCGCGGUGAGAUCGGCUUCCUCAUCUCGUCCAUUGCAGAAAGCAACAAGAUCUUCUCUUCAGCGAACGCCGAGGAGGGCAAGAGCUCGGAGAUAUUCCUCGUCGUUACUUGGGCCAUCAUGCUAUGCACUAUACUUGGCCCUUUGUCGUUGGGGCUUGUGGUGAGGCGGGUGAAGCAGUUGGAGCAGGGCGUUGAGAAGGAGGGUCGCCUUGUUCAGAAGGAUGUUCUUGGUGUUUGGGGUUUGUCUUAG